AUGGAUAAAUCAAAACCCCAAAGAGAAGAUCAUUUAAAAAGGGGUUCAGAUGUCACACCAUAUGAAGCUUUAAUAGCUGGCUCAAUUGCGGGAGGAACUUCAAGAGCAAUUACUGCACCAUUAGAUACGAUAAAGAUUAGAUUGCAAUUACAACAACACACUUUUAAACAUAGAGAAACUGUACCUACUAUAAUCAAAAAUCUAUUAAAAGAGGAGGGUAUAAUUGCAUUAUGGAAGGGAAAUGUACCUGCUGAAAUUUUAUAUAUCUUAUAUGGAGGGGUUCAAUUUACCUCGUAUUCAAUUUUCAGUAAGUCAUUAUCAAAGUUUGAAAAAGAUUAUAAUUUGAAAUUAUCAUCAGCUUCACAUUCUUUAAUAGUUGGUUUAGGUGCCGGUUUUGCAAGUACUAUAAUAACAUAUCCUUUUGAUUUGUUAAGAACUAGAUUGGUUGCUAAUAAAAAAAAGAACCUAUUAUCUAUGACAAAAGUGUUUAGAGGUAUUUUAAGGUCUGAGGGUUUAAAAGGUAUGUUUGUAGGAAUACGGCCAGCUAUGUUUUCAGUGGCUUUGAAUACCGGUUUAAUGUUUUGGUCUUACGAAUUGGCAAGAGAAUUUUCUUCAGAUUAUAAACAUGUACCGUUUAUUGAAGGUAUUUGUGGAUUUAUCGCUGGUGCUACUUCAAAAGGUAUAACGUUUCCACUAGAUACUUUGCGAAAAAGAUGUCAAAUGUAUUCAGUGGUCCAUGGAACUAAAUGUCCAAGCUCUUUACAUUUGUUCUUUAACAUAUUAAAGAGAGAAGGUAUAUUUGGUUUGUAUAAAGGUUAUGGUGUUAGUAUUUUGAAAACAGCUCCAACAAGUGCAAUCUCAUUACUAAUGUAUGAAUAUACCAUUUCAUUUAUAAAGAAAAAAGAGAAUAGAAACGAAUAG
Messenger RNA from Lodderomyces jiufengensis, 921 nucleotides. RefSeq names its product thiamine transporter. Gene Ontology annotation, molecular function: thiamine transmembrane transporter activity. The coding region runs from base 1 to 921 and encodes 306 amino acids. The record is from RefSeq and is a predicted model, not a curated record. The transcript has a single exon. Gene Ontology annotation, biological process: thiamine pyrophosphate transmembrane transport. Gene Ontology annotation, cellular component: mitochondrial inner membrane. Lineage: Eukaryota; Fungi; Ascomycota; Pichiomycetes; Serinales; Debaryomycetaceae.